GGGAUGCUGGACUAAGUCAGCAGUGCUGAAUCUCUGUGCCAGGACUGCAUGAAAUUGAAGACCAUUUGACCGGUAUACUCCUUCGUCAAUCUCAGAAGUCCCGCACCUCUCGUUUAUUGUUUUGAAGGCAUCGAAGGCCGCGUCGUGAUCACCAUGCAUAAGAACACGCGGAUUUGCUGGUAUUACUCGACCCUCUGUUCGUCAGCAGCCUGUUUGCCGCUCAAAACGACGUUGCUUCAUGUCGCCGUCGUUCUAUUGAUAACCCACGUACCACAUUCGUUUCGACUAAAUACCACGAAUUUUCCCCUUAUAGUGACUAUCGCUACGGUCCUUCUCACGGUUUUCGCAAACAUCGCUGUUUUUGGACAGACCUUCGAACCUCUAGUUGAUGUGGCUGUUGCUGCCGGGCAUGGGAAACGGCACAAUAGCAUCACUUUUAAAGAUGUAUCGACCCUUGAAUCACCUGUAUGUGCCAACCCAGCCCAGUCCGCCGCGGCCAAGAGGAAUAUUUCAUCGUACGCAUACUUUGGAGGGUUUAGUACCGAUACCCAGGCGUUUCCAGAGUUCACGGAGCGACUUCUGUUUCCACAAAGUUCGGAACCAAACCGAACAUAUACACUGCUCACUUUGGGCGCGAUGCAGCCGGAUUGUACGAACAUGCACAGCUUCUUCAGUACCACCGACGACCUUUUCUUUGCUACCGAUAUUCUUGCCAACAGCUAUUAA
Pseudomassariella vexata is the source of this 726-nucleotide messenger RNA. RefSeq lists its product as uncharacterized. The coding region runs from base 154 to 726 and encodes 190 amino acids. The transcript is spliced from 3 exons. The record is from RefSeq and is a predicted model, not a curated record. NCBI's taxonomy places the organism in Eukaryota, Fungi, Ascomycota, Sordariomycetes, Amphisphaeriales, Pseudomassariaceae.